Crotalus tigris (Tiger rattlesnake) is the source of this 2030-nucleotide messenger RNA. It is a transcript of the gene FBXO36, whose product is annotated as F-box protein 36. The transcript has 4 exons. NCBI's taxonomy places the organism in Eukaryota, Metazoa, Chordata, Lepidosauria, Squamata, Viperidae. Bases 35 to 604 code for a protein of 189 amino acids. Gene Ontology annotation, molecular function: protein binding. Gene Ontology annotation, biological process: SCF-dependent proteasomal ubiquitin-dependent protein catabolic process. Gene Ontology annotation, cellular component: SCF ubiquitin ligase complex. The record is from RefSeq and is a predicted model, not a curated record.
GGUUGCCAGAGCGACUGGGAGUUGGCGUCCUAAAAUGGCGUCCCUCCUGGACGAUACUUUGUUCGAGACGCGCGGACAAGCCCCGGCACCUAGCAAAGACUUCUACCAAAUCACCGUUACUAGGAAGGAUGUGAUUUUCAGGUGGUGGAAAAUUUCUCUUCGGAGUGAAUUCCGUGAAGCAAGGCCUGGAGAACUCAAAGAAUCUCAUGAAGAUUUCUUGGAUGAUCCCUCCCUCCAAAUUCAAAUAGCCAUUGUGUUUGGAGCAAGCACUCUGGAGCAUAUCUUCAAUCUGUGCAGAGGUGAUUUUGAUUACCUCGUGCGACUGCCUGAUACUUUACUUCUGUACAUCAUGUCUUAUUUGGAUCUUGAAGACAUUGCAAGGCUUUCCCAAGUAUCACACAGAUUUGAAACGUUAUGCAACUCUGACAAACUAUGGGAAAUGAUUGUGCAAGAUUUAUUGGGCACCAUCACACCAGAAAUGAAGUCCCUGGCACAAGAAAUUGGGUGGAAGCAGUUCUUCUUCACUAACAAGCUUCAGCUGCAAUUACAGCUCCGAAGAAGGAGAAAUAAGUCAGCUGCUUCUUCUGAAAGUCUGACUGAUUAGACAAGUAUUUUUCCUAAUUAAACAUUUUGAAAUGUGUGGAUUUUUUUCUUUUUUUUUCUUUUUUUUUGGGGGGGGGGUAAGCUGAACAUCUUGUUUAGCUUUUUAGAAAAAAAAUCUGAUCACAAGAUUUGAAUAUAUAGGCUGCCUUAAAAUAUGCUAUUAGAGAUGUCUGAGAAAAUCUUUGUUAUACUAUACUAUAUUAUUCCAUACAUUUUCAUUUAAUAUUUCAUUUAAAUUGCAUUUUGUUCUCCAUUUGUUUUCAGUAAAUUUAAAUUAUUCACAUUUUAUUGUCUUUUAAUGUCUUUUUUUGCUUUAUUGGGACUGUAUUUGGUGCCCAGCAGGUAGCAGCCACCUUUUAUUUUAUACCACUAUUAUCAGCAGUGAUUAAUAAUAUGAAUGUAUGGAUACAUAGAGAAAGCUGUUGUUGUUCUUUUCAUACAAUACCUGAAAUGACACAAUAUCUAUAGAAUUCUAAGAAAAUAAAAUGAGAACUUCCAGGAGAUGGCAAAUGUAAUCAGCUACAAUUAUCAAGAAAAGUUAAAAAUCCCCCAAAUUAAUCCAAAUUAAUGUCAAAUAGUAAGACUGGGAUAAUGAAAACUCAUUUGUUUUUUGGUUUCUUUUGCUAUAAAUCUGUUAUGUAUUCUUCCUUUAAUUAAAUUAUUAACAUUUCUAUCCCACAAUUUCAUUGACAAAGCAAACAUUUCUUUGUCAAGCUUUAAUUCUAAAGUCCUCAGAAAAUCUAUCCCUAAAAAAAAUUAGGGAGAGGAGUCUUACAUCCUUUGCCUGUGAAACAAUUUCUCCUGAUAAGCAUUUCUACAAAACUGAGUAGCAUUGAAUUUACCAAGAAAUGUAUUUGCCAGGCAAGAGUGUUAACUUCCAGACACAUGAGAGUCAUACUGUGAGUUAUACAUUUGCAGCAUAUUAAAUCCCUUGUUCUUUCAUAAAUGUAUAAAAAUGUGUAAUGCUUUUUCUGUAGUUUUAAAAUGCUGAUUCAUCCUGAGUGGCUCAAAAAUAUCAUAGACUGAAUGAUAAAGCAAUAUUGUUCAUAAGGACCCUGAUUAUUUGCACUAUAAAGGAUCUUUUUGUUACCUAACAUAAUUCUUUAUAAAAUAUUUAUAAAGAUGGGGCCAUUAAUCUUAUAAUAGGAAAAUAGUGUUUCUACUUUAAAAAAAUUUAAAAUACAGCUAGAUGAUCUGAAACAAUGCAGACAUGACCAUUUUCUACUUUAACUUAACAACUUCAAAAAACAUUAUACCUAUUUUUUUCCUAUUGAUAUAGGGUGCUUGGUGUUAUAAUUUUAAAAUAAUUAUACUUUCAAGACUAGAAUUAUCUACUACAGAAACAAAUGUGUGUGGGUUUCUUUCAGUAUCUUUUUAUUUGUUUUCUAUUUCAUUAAUUACAUAUGCCAAUAUUUUAGUUAGCACAU